Messenger RNA from Dichotomopilus funicola, 2877 nucleotides. RefSeq lists its product as uncharacterized. The record is from RefSeq and is a predicted model, not a curated record. NCBI's taxonomy places the organism in Eukaryota, Fungi, Ascomycota, Sordariomycetes, Sordariales, Chaetomiaceae. The transcript is spliced from 10 exons. The coding region runs from base 1 to 2877 and encodes 958 amino acids.
AUGAAACGGACUGGGCACACGACACUUCCUCUGGACACCCCAUUGCAUAGUCCAUCUACAAGCAAACCCCCCACUCCGGCGACCUCCCGUGGUCCAUAUACGGAGCCAUCCCCAGUCAGAAUCGUCAGCGAUAUCUUGCCUCCCAAGAUUCCCUCCACUCCCACCGUGCCCUUUUCCGCUACCCCUUCGAAAACGUAUCCUGCGACCGAUAGCGUCCGCAAGACGAAGUAUGCAACCGACGAGCAGAGGCGUGAGGCUACUAGCCGUGCCUUGAAAGAACGAUGGGCCUCCGGGCGCAUGGAUCAUGUACACAAGAAGCGUAUCGAAACUAUGCGUCGUAGGAAAGAAGAGGAGGCAAAACUGGCUAACUCGGGCGUCAACAAAGCCUCUAGCUUUAAAGAGACCCCUGUUUACCCACCGAAGUACCCAUUGCCCCAACCCAAUGGCCCUGGUGCAAGCCAGGUUGGGGAACCAACGGCUCAGGAGCAGCGCCAAUCUUUGAGCGCGUCAGAUUCUAGCUUUUCGGACUCGGAGUCAGAGUCAUCGGAUGGAUCAGAUUAUGGCCCACUUGACACUGAGAACAUGGAUUUUGAACCGCCCGCGCCGACUCCCGAAACUCUGUCUGGUCAUGCUGGCAACAAUGGCGUCGGAAGUCAGGGGGCUCCCUCGGCCACACCCACUGAUAUACAAGCACGUGAGCAUGUUAGCGCAGAUCCGGGAGAGAUGGGAAUGGAAGAGAAGAUGGUCCCUCUAGGCCAUUCGUACUCGAAAUGGAAAGAUGUCAAUGGGGUUCUACAAGGAACUUACGGUGCCCUUCUUCCCGAGGGAUAUCAAUUCUCGGCAGAGAUUCCUGGCCACCCGUGGAUAUGCCCGCUUAGAACGUGCCGCAGGGCUUUUCCAGCGCUUAUUAAACUUGGUGGACACUUUAAUCGUGCGCAUAGAGGUGUCCGAUUUCACGACAAUGAAGAUGGGACAUUUUCGGUACGGGACCCGCCACGUGAGUCGGGGGGUCCUAUAGUCGCUUCCAAGGGGCCAGCCGAUCCCUUGGAUCCCCCACCCGUAGCGGCCUCAUUUCCCAUCGCGCCCCAGUAUCCGAAUACCGUGGAUGUCGAUACACCCAUAUCUACAGAUGUCCCUGCCGUGGAGCAGGGGCCAGCUUCAGAAGGCGAUCCUUCAGCCCUCUGGGGAUAUCUUGAACCGUUUCUUGUCAAACACAAGGGGCCCAACAUUCCGACUAUAGGGUGGGUCAGGCAACUGCUACCGUUACCACGAGUCCGCGACUUGGAUUGGAACACGGCAUGGCUAUCCAACCACCCGUACAACGACACCCAUCCCAGGGACAUCUCGGCGCUGAUCGUACAAGUGACUGGGGAGGCUGCGCCGCAGCCGUGCGAGCGAUGCAGUACCAGUCAGGGCCCCUUCCGGUCUUGCGUCAUGAUUUCCUCUCGGGCGGACAACGCCGCUCGCAGCGCCAUCAUUUCCUGCGGGAACUGCUUUUACCAUUUUCGUCAAUCUAAAUGCUCACAUAGGUUCUGGGGGGCGACACGUAGACCCUUGCCCCAAGACGGUGGCCCCGCGGAUGUGGACAUGAUGGACGUGGACAGUGCAGAGGCGCUGGCUGAGCUUGAAGACGAUGAGAAGGAGGAAGCGUCAGGAGGAAGCGCUGCUUCGAGUGAAGCUCCCUCAGGUUUGGGGUCGACCACGCCUAUGACAGGUAACAUCCCAACGGGACUGUACGAGGCAGAGCCUGGGAGGCCGUAUACUAAAUGGCCAGAUGAACAUGGGAAUCUCAUAACCGCCUAUGGAUGCCUGCUUCCUGCGGGAUAUCAGUUUGACACAACGUAUCCCAACAUGAAAUGGGUGUGCCCUGUGCGCGACUGCCGGAUGACGCACUCCCAACUCCGGUUUUUGGGCUUCCAUUUUGAGCGGACCCAUUGGGGUGCCUUGUUCAACGACAACCGCGAUGGGACGCUCACUGUCAAAGGCACCUACGGCGGGGACAGGGCCUCCGCCCUUGGAAAUGGGGGCAAGAUCCUGAUCCAAGCUCCUCCCAUCGUGGUUUCAAAUGAUAUAUUGACCUCUCAAACCCCUCUCGUUCAACCGCGGCUGCGCCAACAUCUUGCGGCGGCAACCCAGUUCGACGUCAGACGUGGUCGGUCUAGAGAUUUUCGAGCUAAGGACACAACAGCAGAGCUGUGGGCCUACGUUAAGGAACACGUCGCCUCGACGACAGAAAUCCCCGGGAACAGCGUGGUGAAGCACCUUCUCAAGCUCCCGAAACAACGAGAUGUCCCAUAUAACACCCACCACCGGGCCAAGAGAUUCGAGGAGAGUCAACCCCGAGACGUCGCUGCCAUGUUAAUCCAGAUCACUGGGGACGAAGCCGAGCCCGGAGAGACUUGCAAAAGGUGUCUGAUGGCGAACGCCGCUAGGCGUGGACGACGUGAAGGCCGGUCAAUCGGCGGCACGUCCCCAGCUGUCUUUACUCUCCCAAUUAUCCUACCUUGGCGUUCGCUCCCCGCUACCUCCAUCAUUUUACCCAGCCGAUCUAACCUCAAACACGAAACAGCAAUCGCAUACUCCAAGCUUUUCCUCUCCGCCACAUCUAGUUCUGCUAUUCCUGUCGACGAUGGCAUAGCCUUCCGUGUCAACACCAUCGUAAAAGGGCAAGCUCUCGCUUUGGAUGCCGAGCUUGACACUACGCGGCUGUGCGCUGUGGCCUCCGGCAAGGUCAAGGCGAAGAUAGGCGAAGAGCCAGAAUUUGCUGUUGGGCCGCACGGGUUGUUCAAGGUCAAAGCUGGUACAAACUGCACGGCUCGGAACGAGUGGGAAUUAGAUGCUGUGGUGUUUAUAUUUCAUGUACAAAGUCUGCCCUGA